CUGGGCAUGGGCCGAUGGCCGCUGGACAGCGAUAGCCUGUGCCACUACAAUCCACUCAUCCAGCCAUCUGCAGCCAUCCAUCCACAGCCCGCCGAAAGCCACUAGCCAUCAUCCAUCCGACAGUGUGUGGGUGGCGGCAGCUAUAAAGUUGUUACAACGAGUUUUGCUCCCUGUUUGUUUUAGAGUGCCUUUGUCUCUCAACCUGCGUAACAUGGAAGCUUCAGAUGCAGUUGGAUCGCCGGAACCGAGUGAAAUCCGCGCUACGGAAGAAAGUAAAGGUGGAAUGAAGUAUGAACUGGUACUGGCGGAUCCCUGCAUCGAAAGCCCAAUACCGAAGACGACUCCCAAGAGUCUUUCUGCGGAAGAUAUCGACAAGAAGCUCAAAGAAGCUGAGGAACGGAGGCAGACACUGGAGGCAUUGAAGCUCAACAGCAUAAAUGAGAAACUGACCCGCUUGGUAGGAGUGAAUCAGAAGAAGGAAGAAUCCAAGCAGGAAUUCCAGGAGGCCACACGACUGAGCGUGCUCAAGAAGAUGGAGACAACAGAAGAGAGAAGGGAUGCUCACAUUCGCUCCAUCCAGGAUAAGCUUCGGGAACAUGGCUCACACAUUCAAGAGGUGCGCAAGUCCUUGGAUGCCCAAUCGCAGGAGAUACUGUCCAAUCUUCAGAAGAAGCUGGACAGUGCAGCUGAGCUGCGUGAGUCUCAGAUUGGAGCUCUGCAAGACAGACUCAAAAACCAUGAUGCCCACAUAGCGGAGGUACGAAAACAGCUGGAUGCCCAAGUUGAAGAGCGCCGGGAUAACUUGCAGAAGAAGCUGGAAACAGCCCAGGAGAAGCGUUGCGCCAUCUACAAGGAACUGCAGGAAAGGUUGCAGGAAAAGGAAAAACACGCUCAGGAAGUACGCCAGAACAAGGCUGUUCAAGAACACUCUUCGGGCUGAACCUGCCUUUCCUCUCAUUCAAAGUAGGCAAAAAAGAAACAGCUUGCAACGGCUUUUUUACUCCGUGUUACCCGAGCGUCUUUUGAGGGCUUUAAUAAAUGUCAUUUUGCUGCCA
This is a messenger RNA of Ornithodoros turicata, 1055 nucleotides long. RefSeq names its product stathmin-4-like. The record is from RefSeq and is a predicted model, not a curated record. Bases 212 to 940 code for a protein of 242 amino acids. Gene Ontology annotation, molecular function: tubulin binding. NCBI's taxonomy places the organism in Eukaryota, Metazoa, Arthropoda, Arachnida, Ixodida, Argasidae. The transcript has 7 exons. Gene Ontology annotation, biological process: neuron projection development; microtubule depolymerization; regulation of microtubule polymerization or depolymerization. Gene Ontology annotation, cellular component: neuron projection; cytoplasm.